AUGUCUUUGUUAGCAUGGACCGCUUGGCUUCUAUGGACCACAUUAACGCUUGCCUCGCCGAUCGUGGAUCUGGGAUAUGCGAAAUACGCAGGCCUGACCAAUUCCGCGGGAGUGAGUGAGUUCCUCGGCAUGCGUUUCGCGCAAGCACCUACCGGUGAUCUUCGAUGGCGAGCGCCCCAGGACCCUGACAGUGACGGUUCAGAGGAUAUUGUUCAAGCUCAGAGUUUCAAACCCAUAUGCAUAGGCGUCGGGCAAAACGCCGCAAGUAGCAGCUACAGUGAGGAUUGUUUGUAUGUCAACGUCUUUGCCCCUACCAACGCGACCGCAACUUCGCAGCGACUGCCUGUCUGGGUAUUUAUUCAGGGUGGUGGCUAUGGCACAAACAGCAAUGCAAACUACAACGGGACCAAAGUCAUUGAGGAAUCAGGGCACAAUGUUGUCUUUGUCAAUUUCAACUACCGUGUUGGUGCCCUGGGCUUCCUCGCCAGCGCCAAAAUCCGAGAAAAUGGGGCCUUGAAUGUAGGAUUGCUUGACCAGCGGAAAGCAUUGUUUGGUGGAGACUCGGAACAUAUUGUUAUACAUGGCAUGUCUGCAGGCGGAGGAUCUGUUGCUCACCACCUCACCUCGUACGGUGGACGAAACGAUGACUUAUUUAUCGGAGCAGUGCUCGAGUCUCCUUUUUUCCCCACGAUGCGCACGAUCGAAGAAUCCGAGUUCCAAUUUGGCUACUUAGUCAACAAGACAGGCUGUUUCGGCGAGUCAGACGAGCUGGCGUGUCUUCGAGAAGCCGACCUCAGCGCUCUUCAGAAGGGGAACACGGUAAUUCCGUACCCUGGCGUUACAGAAAAGCCAAACUACUCGUUCCUACCUAUAGUUGACGGUGACUUUGUCCAAGCGUCGAUGUUUCAGCAGUUCAAAUCAGGGAAGUUCGUUAGGGUACCAACGCUUGUCGGUGGGGUAACGAAUGAGGGUGAUACAUUCGUGCCGAACGCCAAAUACCAGUCCUCUGUAAACGAGUACCUCAGAGCCAAUUUUCCACGCCUGACAGGGGGGAAUUUAACUGAGAUAGACGCCACAUUUGGCCUGUAUCAGCGAGCAGGGCGUAACCGGUACUUUGGUCAGGCUUCUGCAGCAUUCGGCAACGGAUCGUUGGCCUGCGGGGGGCUUCUAAUCUCGCACACGGUGUCAUACUACGUCGGUUCAUCAAAGAGCUGGAACUAUCGAUAUAACCUUCUUGAACCUGCAAGUACAGCAAAGAAUUUUGGCGUCACUCAUGGCGCGGAUAUACCUGCUGUCUUCGGGGUCGAAUAUGGCGGUAUGGCAGACACGACUCUAGGCACUGUGAAUGCGGACCUUGUAUCGGUGGUGAUGAGCUACUAUAUUAGUUUUAUCAGGUCACUGGAUCCUAACAGAUACCGGAAUGGUCUAGCGCCGCGGUUCAAAACUUAUGGAAUAAAGGGCGGCCGGAGACUCCUGCUGCAGAUGCCGUUGGAGAGCAACAAGAUGGAGAGUGUGCCCUACGAGCAGUUUGACGGAUGCAAAGUAUGGGAGGCUCUUGGCCCUUUUACUGGCCAGUAA
Aspergillus calidoustus is the source of this 1578-nucleotide messenger RNA. The record is from the annotation of a GenBank genome assembly. NCBI's taxonomy places the organism in Eukaryota, Fungi, Ascomycota, Eurotiomycetes, Eurotiales, Aspergillaceae.